Messenger RNA from Chaetomium globosum CBS 148.51, 861 nucleotides. RefSeq lists its product as uncharacterized. Bases 1 to 861 code for a protein of 286 amino acids. Lineage: Eukaryota; Fungi; Ascomycota; Sordariomycetes; Sordariales; Chaetomiaceae. The transcript is spliced from 2 exons. The record is from RefSeq and is a predicted model, not a curated record.
AUGGAGCCAGUUCCCGAAACGGAGAGGAUGGAGGAGUUUCGACCUUCCCCUCUUCCGAGCCUGAGACUUCCGGCGACCACAUCACUCGCUCCCGAGUUUGACUCCCUCCGAAAACCUCCUACCAUCCGCCGAUCGACUGAUCCGUCGCCGUCCUCCCCCAUUUCCCCGUCCUGGAUGCCACCGGCUCUUCCCCAUCGACCCCGAGCGUCUUCGCCGUUGUCUAGCAACCACGUCAGAUCACGGUCGGCAGCAAGCCUGGCUCCUCCCAUGGGGCGCACCCAGUCUAUGCCCGGCACAAACGCCACAGGCCACCUUCUAUUCUCUCCCCAUAUCCGCCCACAGAGCCCGUCGGGGUCACCCAGCCGGGUCCGCCUCCCCCGAAAGCCGGUCGACGAAGGCUUUCCUUCCUCGCCGACUCGCAUAUCCGUUCUCGACCCUGAGCGAAAGAUAUCAGAAGGGAGCAGCUCGCCCAAUCAAGCAUUGGGGAUCACCCCCAUCGCAUCGGUACCAAAACUGCGGAGACCAUCUUCCCCGCUCAGUUACGGAUACUACCCGUCCUCCUCUGUGCCCUCGACCCCCACGUCCGCCAGAUCUAGGAGCCCCAGCAUUUCCAGUCUCGAGACCAUCCCGGAUUCCCCGGAUGCCGAAGAAGCGGCUCUGGAGUCGGAGAGGAUCGCCCAGCUCAAGGCCGCUGCGGACGCCGCCGAGGGCGGAGAAACCAAGGGGAGGGGCAGUUUGGAUGUGCCCACUCGCGGCCGGACAUUGAGCGGUUUCGGUUCGCGCGACAAGAGAAAGCGAUGGAGUGUGUGUGGCGCCGAAAGGCGGCAGGAUCUGGACCUGGAGACCAUAUGGGAGGAUUGA